AUGUCGAACCCGCCCGCUAUAUGCAUGGACUUACGCAGCAACUCACAAGAAGAAGAUAUCUCAGAUGGUGCAAAUAGGGGAACUAAGAGGAAACACAGUGACGCCAGUAAAGACCCGCCCCAGCUUAGUGUUAAACUUCCCCGCAUGAAUGAUAUCCAAUCACCAACAAAGGAUCGGAAUCAUGCGCGCCUUCCUGUCGACAUUUUGUUACUGACUGUAAAGGACUGUGAGUUCUUAGCUUGUUAUAUGCACCUGAACAAUCCAUUCAGAUGUUGGUUCGAUGGUCUCGGUUUUGUUUACUUCGAGGACGAGAAUGAAGGUCAAGAGGAGAAAGUAAAAGUUGCUUUAUUGCGAUGCCAUGAAGGUUCUAGU
Messenger RNA from Porites evermanni, 372 nucleotides. The record is from the annotation of a GenBank genome assembly. NCBI's taxonomy places the organism in Eukaryota, Metazoa, Cnidaria, Anthozoa, Scleractinia, Poritidae.